GUAAUGUUUACGGUGUUAAAAGAGUGCAGAAAGACCCUUUAUUUAUACAAAGUUUCGCUCUAAGCAGAAGUUGAAAUACUUCCAUCCGUAGUCGGGUGGUGACAAUCUCGGCUCCCGUCCGGGAGGCCAGGUGGUCAUUCUCCGGAAGGAGGAUCGAGCCUCAAGCGUUCCACACACAUUUAAAAAUGAAAUUGUUUAAAAACAAAAACCAAAAAAAAAAAAUAUAUGUAUAUAUAAAUAAUCGUCAAGGCUAAGAAGUGAGCGAAUUAUUAUUCUUGUGUGUUUAUCUGUCGGCUCUACGACUCGAAUAUUUCAAGGCUAAACACUGUUUAUGUAACUGUCGAUGUUUACGUGUGUUUCAGUGGAUGCCUUACAUAACGGUGCAUGGCCUCCACCCUCCCUUCAUGGUUGCUGGCACUAUGAUUAGUCUCAUGCGACUUAUGGCUGCCAAGCUCAACUACUGCGUUGAGUUCGUGGUGCCGAAUGAUGUUCAGUUCGGUGAUCGACUGCCGAACGGCUCCUGGUCGGGACUGAUGGGUUUACUGCACCGACGAGAGGUGAACAUGUCUGGGGUGAUCGUUGGCUACAACGUCAAGAGAACACCCAUCAUAGACUACAGUACUCCUCUCUACAUCGACUCCAGCAAGAUUAUAUACAAGCGACCGGUUUUUCCCCCUGACAUAACGGGAUUCGUCAAGCCGUACACCUCCACGAUGUGGCUGCUGCUGGCACUGACGAUCCUCUUGGUGUUCUUCAUUCUGAUGGUCUUUCUGUGGCUCCAUGACAGACUGGAGGAGCCUGAUUCUGCUUCAAGGUAUACUGACGUCUUUCAGAGCACCUGA
Messenger RNA from Cherax quadricarinatus, 842 nucleotides. Its product is annotated as glutamate receptor ionotropic, NMDA 1. The record is from RefSeq and is a predicted model, not a curated record. Gene Ontology annotation, molecular function: ligand-gated monoatomic ion channel activity. Gene Ontology annotation, cellular component: membrane. NCBI's taxonomy places the organism in Eukaryota, Metazoa, Arthropoda, Malacostraca, Decapoda, Parastacidae.